This is a messenger RNA of Fulvia fulva, 441 nucleotides long. RefSeq lists its product as uncharacterized. Lineage: Eukaryota; Fungi; Ascomycota; Dothideomycetes; Mycosphaerellales; Mycosphaerellaceae. The record is from RefSeq and is a predicted model, not a curated record. The transcript is spliced from 2 exons. The coding region runs from base 1 to 441 and encodes 146 amino acids.
AUGAACGACGAGGACGAAGGCCAACAAUCGACUGAUCGUGGCAAUGACAACACUGUCCCUCAGCCUACGCGGAAUGAUACACCCGUCCCAACAGCGCCCGACAAUGAGCGCAAGCAAGGCAGCAAACCCACCACGCCGACGGAAAUAGCACAGCACCAGACAGCCAGUCAGGGCAACAACGAUCUACGCAUUCGAGUUCGAGCGCUGAUACCUUCACGAAUCGCAUCGGACGUGAAGAACGAUGGCCUUGACCACGCCACAGAUACGCUUCUACGAGACGAGAGGACAAGAAUGGACCUCGACAUUUCGGGACAGCUCGUCAUUCACCACAUGCGACGCGACAACUCCAAACUGGAAGGACCUGCUGAUGAGCCUGGCUGGACACCGGACGAAUACGACAGAUGGCUGGACGAGCAAGAAGAAAGCAAUGGAGGUUCAUAG